Molecule: messenger RNA, 645 nt
Organism: Didymosphaeria variabile
Lineage: Eukaryota; Fungi; Ascomycota; Dothideomycetes; Pleosporales; Didymosphaeriaceae
Exons: 2
Coding region: 1-645 (214 amino acids)
Source: RefSeq, a predicted model, not a curated record
AUGCCUCGCACCACAAACGAUCCCGAGGAAUACAUGAUGGCCCUCAAAAAGGUCGUCUACGAAGACCCCAGCACCACCACCCGCGAACUCUUCACAAAGCAUCUAACAGACGUCCCCAUGCCCGGCAGCUUCGUACACGACGACUGGCUCAAACACGCCACUGCACACCAAGUCCUCCUCGAGAAACUGGCCUACCAUCCCGCCAUGGCUCCUAACCUCCAGCAAACCUACAGCACCCCCGCAAAUGAUAAGAACAAUGUUUAUUUUAUGUGGGACUUCGUCGGCCGCACGCUGGGCCAGUUGUUCCGCAUGGAUCCGGAAUUGCCCAAUGGGAUUACGCAGGAGAUGUGGGAUGUUAUCGGGCGGACGACCAUGGCUGCCAAUUUGAUCCUCGACUCGCAGAAGGGGAUGUUAGAUGAGAUGACCGAGUUGCAGUAUCCAGAGCAGAAAGGCAGGCAUCCCGCAUUCGGCGAGGAGAUCCUACAGCUUGCGCGCGACAUGCUGUUGCUCAAGGACGCCGUUGGAGAAGGCUGCGAGGUGUGCGCGCGGAAGACGGCGAGAGAUGGGGCGGGUGGGUUGUUCACGUGCGGGGAGGAGUGGGAGUCUGGGGAUCUGUACGAGCAGAUUCAGAAGGAGGGGGCGUGA